GCAGAGCGCGUGGGCAUACCUGCUGUAGAGCUCUGAGGUGCGCGGACACGGUGUGGACAGGUGGACAGGUGGACUCAAGAGUUACAACUCACAUCUCAGCGGACACAGGAUGAGAGGCUGAGACAUACUCGGACACAGGAGUGACGCUUUUGGUGGAAUUAAUUCGCAUAAUGGACGAGGAGAACUCUCUGGAUUUCCAGGCCCUCAGGGCCAAGUUCCAGGAAGAGGAGCUGCUCCUCAAGCAGUCCCUCAAACCCAAACCUGCUCUCCCAGAGAAACCCAAAGUGGUGCCCCCUCCCCAGAGCCCUCCUUAUUACAUGCCUGCAGGAGCACGGCCUUCUCUGCUCACCUCCAUCAACCAGAGUCUGGAGGGAAAGACCCCCCUCGCCCCUCGGGUGGUUUUUAAGGACGAGAAGAAGGAGAGCAAGAAACCUCUUCUACCAUCCAACUCCAAACCCAAAGACUCUAAGAUUAAAGUGGGCAAAGACAAGAGCAAAGGGGGCAGAGAGCGUCUGUAUGACGAGGACACACCGCCACAGAAGCCCAAAAAAGAGAAGAAGAAGGAAACCACAGCAGAGCUGGUCCCAGCCACACCCCCACCCAAAAACUCUACACUCAAGAAGAAGGGCUUCCUUGGUUUCAAGAAGUCCAAAAGAGAUUCCGUGGAAAUCAUAGAUGACCCAAUCCUGGAUAUUCCCAGUUCUGAGGUCUCAGGACCAGUCCCUUUGACCCCAAUGACACAGGACUUCUCCAGCUCUACCCCUGAGACCAGGACUCCUCCAAAGGCCCUGAUGCCAGAGCUCCUAACUAUACCUACCUCCAGUCCUGCAGUAGAGACACCUACUCUCACAGUCUCCACCUCUCCAGACUUCAACUCUCCAGAUAUCACCUCUCCAGACGUCACCUCUACAGACAUCACCCCUCCUCCGGCCUUUUUCUCCGAGGUCCCAAUCGUCCCUGUACCGCUCACCUUGGAGAAUGAAAACACAGCACCUACAGAAACUCUCAGUGUUCUCCAUCCACCCAGUGAGAACGAGGUGCCCAUCAGUCUGACCCCUCCCCUCAUUAUCCCAGAGCCUGAUGUGUCUGUGCUGGCCUCUGUGCACUCUACACCUCCUCCAGAAAAUACAGAGUCUCCUGUUGAGCUGUUAAACCUGGACUCUUUAAAAAUCCCCCCUCCACCUGUGGAUCUAGAUACUCUCUCAGUCUCUUCUAAAGCAGAGUGCUCCCCGUCUGCCCUGUCUGCCCUGUCUGCUCUGGAGAGGGCAGAGGAGAUGAGCCCAGGCAAGAGGACUCCACCAGGGGACCAGAGGAUCUUCAAUGCCCUGGAGAAGGUGCGCAGGAUGGCCCAUAAUCAUCCAAAACCAACCACAUCUCUGGUAACCCCUCCCCCAGAGGAGCACCCUGAGGUGCAUGAUGAAGCAACACUGUUUGAACUUCCUCCCAUUGACUACGAAGACAAGAUGGCUAAAGGCCUCCCUCCAAAGCCAGAGGUCAAUGGGCUGGACCACCGGUCUUCGCUGGUGUUGGAGGGCAUUGAAGAGGAGGAGAUCCCAGAACAGCCUGAGAUGCGCCCCCCUCCUCCCCCCAGGAAACUUCUGCCUGAAAAUGAGACCCUCCCCGUCGCUCCCCCCAAACCUGCCCGCCCCCCCACUAUGGACCUCAGUGCCUUCAUCCCUCCUCCCCCUCUAGAGGACAGUGCAGUGGCGAUCCCAGCCCCUGUGGAGUUCUCCGAGACAAACACAGACAUCGCUGCACACACAGACGUCCCGGAGUUUGAGGACAGGACUCCAGAGGCCCACUCCCCUGACCUGCCUGUGUCCGACUGGGGCAGUGGAGAUUACAAUGGCUCUGAGUCUCCGGACGGACCCCACAUCCCAGAGCUCAUCCCCAAUGGGACCAUACCUACAGCGGAAGUCCAAGCCACAACUCCAGUGUUUGAUGUGACAGAUUCACCCAGCAACCGGGACUCUCUGCUACUAACACCAGGGGUUCAGGGUGUCAGUCCCUAUGAACCUACAGAAAAUGUUUAUGAAGAUGUGUCGUCAUCCAAAAAGAAAGGGAAAACUGAUGGGAAGAAGCGCAAAGGACCGCCCAAGAAUCCAUAUGCGGAGGCACCGGAAAUGACUGAAGAGAAAACCAAGACUGGCAGGUUUGGCAAGAGUGACAAGAAAGCUGUGGCAGCUUUGGAAGGCCUGGACGAGAAAGAACUGAAGAAACGAGAGAAACAGAGGCUGGAGAAAGAGAAGAAGGAGUUAAAGGAAAGACAGGAGAGAGAGAAGAAGGAGCAGAAGGAGAGAGAGAAGAGAGAGAAUGAACUGAAAAAGAAAUUUAAAAUCACGGGACAGGAGGAUGCUAUGUACCAGGCGACAGUGACAGUAACCUCAAAGGGACGAAAGCAGGACCUCCCAGUGAAGAGUGGAGACACCAUCAGUAUCAUCAGGACCACCAACUGCCCCAAGGGGAAGUGGCUGGCCCGGGACAGCAGCAACAACUAUGGUUAUGUGGCUGUGAACCAUGUUGACCUGGACAUAAAGGAGAUGCUGGAGAUGGGGAAGAAGGCUGCAGUGUCCCGACUGAACAGCACCAAUGUUGAGCAGGAGGUCACCAGCACGGGCAGCAGGGCUUCAAACCAUUAUCCAAAUGAGAGCUUCACAGAUGACAGUGAAGAAUGGACUUGUGAUGAUGACGAGCCACUUUCUCCUACUGAAAACGUAGUGCCAGAGUUGCCAAUAGUCCACAAUAGAACGCAUUCUUUGCCCGACAUGGGUGAAACGGGAAGUGAAGAGCUCACUAUAAACCACCAGCACAGUCAGAGUGAUCUUGUGGAGGGCUCCCAUGUACAAGCCAGACAUGAAGCACUUGCAAAGCUCGCCACGUUUUUCCACCCUCCUAAAACUACAGAACCCACUGCCAGCCCUGUUGAACCAGCCACAACUCCUGAAGUAAUCACGGAAGAAGAGACCUUGCGUGAGCCGAGCCCAUCAGAGGACCUGGAUCUUAACAUUCCUAUCCUCCCUCCUCCAGAGCAGUAUGCCGACUUUUUUGAUGAGUGAGCUCCACUAACACUGGACUAAAUGUGUGAACUAUGGUGAUGCUUCUGCUGAGGGAGACACUAUGAGAAUAUACUGUGACCGUGACUUUGGCCUGACAACUGGUGAAACUGCAUUGGUGAAUGGCAUUUUGUUCAGACUCAAAUACACCAACCAAUCGAAAUUUUUAUAAGGAAGACUGGAAAACAAGCUUCAACCAACUACUCACAUUUACCUGGUUACACUUUAGCCACUGGCUGCCCAAAAGUCAUAUUUGUGUUUAUUUUUUUGUAUUUUUGUACUUAAGUCACGUGGGGUAUUAUCUUUGCACCAUUGGACAAUUGUUAGAGAAUAUUGUUACGUUAAGUGUGUCAUAUAUUUAAAAUCCACAUAGUAAGAUUAUAUCACUCAUGUUUUUCCUCCAUGUACCUCUUGGUGUUUGCUUUUUUUAUGCCUUUUAUGGCUUUCUUACAAAAAAGUAUUUAAGAAAAAAACUCAGUACCUACGUUCUCACUACUAACCUCUGCUCACGUAUUAUAUUGGCAGUAAAUGGUUACUGAAGUAAUGGCACAAGUAACAGUUUUAUUUUCAAAUGUUUUAUUGUUUUUGAUAAAUACUCAUUAAAGUGCAAAUGAUAACAGCAA
Molecule: messenger RNA, 3676 nt
Organism: Boleophthalmus pectinirostris (great blue-spotted mudskipper)
Lineage: Eukaryota; Metazoa; Chordata; Actinopteri; Gobiiformes; Gobiidae
Product: FYN-binding protein 1
Exons: 19
Coding region: 171-3056 (961 amino acids)
Biological process (GO): integrin-mediated signaling pathway; T cell receptor signaling pathway; protein localization to plasma membrane
Cellular component (GO): plasma membrane
Molecular function (GO): protein binding
Source: RefSeq, a predicted model, not a curated record